Molecule: messenger RNA, 753 nt
Organism: Periophthalmus magnuspinnatus
Lineage: Eukaryota; Metazoa; Chordata; Actinopteri; Gobiiformes; Gobiidae
Product: glutaredoxin domain-containing cysteine-rich protein 2
Exons: 5
Coding region: 1-753 (250 amino acids)
Biological process (GO): sensory perception of sound
Source: RefSeq, a predicted model, not a curated record
AUGGAGGAGCUACAGAGGAAACUGGACCAACGCUACGAGACCACCAAUCCCAGGAAGGUGCGGUUCAAGUUGGCGUCUUCGUACAGCGGCCGGGUGCUCAAACACGUGUACGAGGAUGGCCAGGAGCUGGACAGUCCUGCGGAGAAGUACCCUCACAGUUUUGUCCACAGGAAAAUCCCACCCAGCCACCUGGAAAUGGACCAGUACUGCGGCUUUGAAGACGGGUCCGGGGGAGACCACCAGGGAACCUACCCCCCCACAGGCCUCAUCGCACACAGGAUAAACGUGUACAGAGGAGUGGGGAGCUACAAGGCGGCUCCGGGCCAGAGCGGAGCCGACGAGGGAGACGCCAAAAAAACAAUGUUGGACUUUGGCAAAAUCAUCAUAUACACCAGUAAUCUACGCAUCAUUCGAGCACCUCCCCGAAAACCUGAGCCAGAGAGACCGCACGGAGCACCCGCUGGGGAGAAGGACGGGCACCCAAAGGCCAAAGAGAGGGGCAGCGGCAGCAGGAGGAGGAGAGCGGCCAGCAGCGCCCAGCCAUCACAGGAGAAAGAGGAGAAACACGCAGAGGGCAAGGACUCCGACAGCUGUCAGCAGUGUGGGGGCUCCGGCUGCGCUCCCUGCUCCCUGUGUCACGGCAGUAAGCUCUCCAUGUUGGCCAACCGCUUCAACGAGUCCAUCAGUGACCUGCGCUGUCAGGCCUGCUACCCCCUCGGCCUGGAGAGGUGCCAGUCCUGCUCUGCAAAGUAG